AUAUAAAUCAUAGGUCGUCCUCUUCCCCAACACAACUUCUCACAUCUCAUAAAAAGUGAGACAAAUUACGACAGAAAGAAAGAGAGAGAGAUCCAAGAAAAUGAACCACACGGUGGAUGAUCAAAACAUGGCUUUCAUAUCUCAGUUGUACCCUGAUGUCUACACUCAGAUAGUACCACAACAAGGAGAAGUGAAGCCACCGAAGCGGAGGAAGAAAAAGAACAAAGGAGCGGUGACUGCCGGAGAUGGAAGCAGCUGCCUGUUUAGGAAGAGAAAGCUUACCGAUGAGCAAGUGAACAUGUUGGAGAUGAGUUUUGGUGAUGAGCACAAGCUUGAGUCGGAGAGGAAGGAUAGACUUGCGGCGGAGCUAGGGCUUGACCCUCGUCAAGUCGCCGUUUGGUUUCAGAACCGUCGUGCACGGUGGAAGAACAAAAGGCUCGAGGAAGAGUACAAUAAACUCAAAAACUCACAUGACAACGUCGUUGUCGACAAGCGCCGACUUGAGUCUGAGGUUCUUCAGCUCAAGGAACAGCUCUACGAUGCAGAGAGAGAAAUCCAAAGAUUGGCAGAAAGAGUAGAAAGAGGUUCAAGCAACAGUCCGAUUUCUUCUGUUUCCGUCGAAGUCAAUGAAACACCGUUUUUUGGAGACUAUAAUGUUGGAAAAGACGGUGACGACUAUGAUAAUCUGUUUUAUCCGGUGCCGGAAAACAGUUACAUCGAUGGAGCAGAAUGGAUGAAUCUAUACAUAUCCUAAAAUUACUAGCUUAAAUGUAAUAUUUAAUUAUAUUAAUUAGUGUCGUCAAUUAGGGAAGAAUAUUUUUAAGUAAAUUAAUAGAUUAUAUAAUUGUCGAAUUUAUAAUGUACAAAUAUUAUGACAAUGGC
This is a messenger RNA of Eutrema salsugineum, 882 nucleotides long. Its product is annotated as homeobox-leucine zipper protein ATHB-40. Gene Ontology annotation, molecular function: DNA-binding transcription factor activity, RNA polymerase II-specific; sequence-specific DNA binding. Gene Ontology annotation, biological process: positive regulation of DNA-templated transcription. Bases 101 to 754 code for a protein of 217 amino acids. The record is from RefSeq and is a predicted model, not a curated record. Lineage: Eukaryota; Viridiplantae; Streptophyta; Magnoliopsida; Brassicales; Brassicaceae. Gene Ontology annotation, cellular component: nucleus. The transcript is spliced from 3 exons.